CUGCCCCAGUUAACCACCCCAUCCUCUUCGUGGACGCACAAGCCAUAUACUUGCCACAAUGACAACCUUAGUCACAGGCGGAGGCAGCAAAGUCGGUUCUCAUCUUGCGCGCUUGCUCAAGGACGCAGGCCGCGAAGUCAUCUUCGGCUCCCGCUCAGGGCGGGUCCCAGCCGGAUUCCCCUCAAUCCAGCUCGACUGGGACGACCCGUCGACAUUCACAAACCCCUUCACAUCGUCCAAUCUGAAGAAACCAAUUACCUCGGUCUACCUCAUGGCACCUAUUACCGACUUGCACGCAGCACCCAAGAUCAUCCCCUUCGUCGAGACGGCUAAGCAGCAUGGAGUGAAGAGGUUCGUAUACCUCAGUGCUACCAUUGCUGAUCGCCACAAUGACUCGGGUGGACUGGGAGAGUUGCCCGGGUACUUUGAAGACAACGGAUUCGAUUACGUGGCUUUGAGGCCGACCUGGUUCCAAGAUAACCUAGAGACGGAUUACGCCGAAGAGGUCCGCACAAAGGACACACUCACUAACGCAAUCACAACCGGGCGUGUUCCCUUCGUCUCAACCGAAGAUGUGGCCCGCGUCGCAUUCGAAGCUAUCGUGAACGAGAAGAUCCCAUUCGCUCGACGAGACCCAUUCAUCAUCGGACCUGACCUGUACAGCUUCUCCGAUAUCGCUGAACUCCUUAGUUCCAUCCUUGGCCGGCCAAUUGAAGCAAACAUCGUCACUUGGAAAGAGAUGAAAGACUUCUACAUCCAACUCUACGGUGAAGAGUACAUGGAAUGCAUCGAGUGGUUAUGGAAUCUCGACAAGGGCAUUCAGGCUGGCUCCGAAGAGCACAGGCACCUCGAUCCAGUGGUGUACAUUGGGAAGACCAGUCUGAGGGAGUGGGUUACCAAGAGGAAGCACAUAUUCGAGAAGGUGUAGCUUUACUCGAGAAUUUAUAACACCUAUCCAUCCUGCC
Messenger RNA from Coprinopsis cinerea okayama7#130, 965 nucleotides. RefSeq names its product ergot alkaloid biosynthetic protein A. Lineage: Eukaryota; Fungi; Basidiomycota; Agaricomycetes; Agaricales; Psathyrellaceae. The transcript has 3 exons. Bases 59 to 928 code for a protein of 289 amino acids. The record is from RefSeq and is a predicted model, not a curated record.